This is a messenger RNA of Solea senegalensis (Senegalese sole), 5871 nucleotides long. RefSeq names its product protein FAM222B-like. Lineage: Eukaryota; Metazoa; Chordata; Actinopteri; Pleuronectiformes; Soleidae. The transcript is spliced from 3 exons. The record is from RefSeq and is a predicted model, not a curated record. Bases 235 to 2382 code for a protein of 715 amino acids.
ACAUUUGACUCCUGAAUUUCAGAAGCGGUGGUCCUCUGUGUUUGCGCAUGCGCAACAAAUGUAGCUGCCGUAGCCAGACAGCAGCAUCGCAGAGAGACGAGACACCGGGAUGGCCUCUGCUUUUUAAUGACAAAAAACACAUCAGAUCUCCACAAAAUGAAGUUUCCUUUCUCAUAGAUUCACGAGGACAUGGUGGUGAAAAGGCGUCUCAUGCUUCAUUAGUGGAACAGUGACAUGCUGGCCUGUCUGCCAGCAUCAGGUGACCCUACCAUCAGAUUUCUCUCCCGCACGCAGAUGAACACUGGACUUCAGAAAUGGGAAACUACACAGAAGAUGAGAUCUGCCAACUAUCCAACCCCAGCAGAGUUGGAUGCCUAUGCUAAGAAAGUUGCCAACAACCCUCUGACCAUUCAGAUCUUUCCCAACAGUGUCAAAGUACCUCAAAGGAAGCACAUUCGACGCACAGUAAACGGACUUGACACAUCCCAGCGCCACAGUCCCUACCCCUCUCAGGUCAGCGCCAGCGGGGGCCUGCUGGCUGUCCUCCUUGCGCCUCUCAAAGGGGUCAUCAAAGACUCAGACGGCAGCCGCGCCCGACAGCUUCACAAGGCCAUCAUGAAUCCUCACAGUGGGCCAUACGUCACUCAAAGCACUUUAAACCUUUCCCAGCCUGCGCCUCAUCUCCAGGGCCCAUCCCAGGCUGUCCAGAAGCAGGCUAUGGUUCACCCACAGGUGCUACAGCAACAGCAGCAAAGUUUGACUCAUCCAAUAACUAUACAGCAGCCUCAAACAAUGCCACACCCACAGGCUUUACAACAAAGGAGCAUGGCUCACUCACAGGCUCUGCAGCGACAGCAGAGCUUGACCCAGGCUCAGACUUCACAGCAGCAAAGAUUGGCUCACCCACAAGGAAUCCAGAGGCAGCAGAGUCUGUCUCACAGCCAGGCACUGCAGCAGCAGCAGCAACAACAGCAGCAGCAGCAGCAGAGCCAGCCCUGUCCAUCAGUUGUACCACAGCAGAGACUUUCACAUCUGCAGACAAUAAGGCAUCAGGCAGCUCCUCCGCAAGCUUUACUCACACAAGGAGUGACUCAGGAUCUGCGCCACAUAUCUGAUGGAGUUCAGCUACCAAGUCUGCAGCACACCCAAGGGCCCGUUAGUUCCCAGCCACUCCCCCAGGCUGUGGGCACAGGACCUCCUACCAUGCCCCCUAACAGCCUCCAGCAGCCCCCACUGGGUCCAUAUGGGCCCCGGAAGCUCCCGGAUGCAGAUGCCCCACCAAAUAUUACUGUGUCUACCUCCACCAUCCCACUGUCCAUGGCAGCCAGCCUGCAUCAGAACCGGCCUGGUGACCUAAGCAGCAUUGUGCACCAAAUCAACCAGCUGUGUCAGGCACGGGCUGGCAUGGGCACCACCUCAGUCUGUGAGGGCCAGAUUGCAAACCCUAGCCCCAUCAGCCGCAACCUGUUGAUAAACGCCAGCUCAAGAGUGUCCUCGCACCACCCGACUCUGGGCUCAGUGUCCAGCUGCCUCAUGGUGGGACCCCCAGACAAAGCUGCAGCUCAGAUUCCUAGUGCUGUGCUGCAUUCACAGCCAAAUAUAGCUGCUGCUAACAGUAUACCUGCUUUUCACUCUGACCCGGAGAAGGUACAGCUGCAGCAGCAACAGCAGCAGCAGCUUCAGCAACAGCAGCAGCAGCUUCAGCAGCAACAGCAGCAGCAGCUUCAGCACCUUUUACAUCAGCAGAAACAGCAGCAGCAACAACAUUUGCAGCAGCAGCAGCAGCAUUUACAGCAGCUGCAACAACAACAGCGCUCUUGGGCACAGCACCAGCUGGCCCACAUGCAGCAGCCUCCUGAGGGGGCUCAUCCCUGUAAGAACCCAAGAAUGGAGGCUCCAGCUGAGUGUGCUUUCCCCUCUGGAAACCUAAAUUAUUCCCACAAGUUACCAAACACUGCACAAUCCUUCCCCCUGAAACACCCAGCAGAAAAAACACGACCUUCAUCCCCUCUUAACUGCCCAGUAGGUUCCAUGCCUUACAUUAAUAGCCACUACAUGCAGCCUCCAUGGGGAAGCCUUCCAGCCACUGCAGAAAACAAUGGAUCUGGCCCUCAGGACGUCUCAGGGGCUUACCAGGGAGGACAGGCUUCUGCGUCCACAGACCGCAUCCCUGGAGCAAAGUACAGGCCAGGGAGGGAGGCUCCUAGUGGCCCGUCAAAGUUAAUGCAGAAUGUGGAUUUCUUAGGAGGGGACUAUCAGAUGCCCAGCUUUCAGGAGCAGAACUUGGAUGUUCUAGAGAAGAUGCACAGGUCAGCCAUGGGCCAAGUUCAGGAGCCCAGAAAUGGCGGCACUGUCCACACUCAUCAUGCUGGCUACCGUUAAGCGUGUGCUUAUCCCCUCUUGGUGUUUUGAGUUUAGUCUCAACGGCUACUUUAAGCUUCUGUGGUUUAUUCUUUAAGAUCCUGCAGGUGAUCAGUUUCUGUGUCAGAGCUUGAUUUGUAGACCGACCAGGUUGUGAUGUUUCUAAGUAAUUCUCAGGUCUUAAGUCAUGUCGUACCUUUUGUUGCAGAUGAAGGGUUUUUGAGAUUGUUGCGUAGAACUCCUCUUUUCAUCACUGGCAUGUCUUUGCUGCUUGUUUUCAUGUAUAUAUGAUGUUUUGAAUAUUAGUUUGGAGCUGAGAAUAUGCUUGCCAUAUAAUCGCAGUGCUUCUCCUACGUUGACAACAUGGGACAGCUUUAGUUUUCUUUUUCCAGCAUUUGUGGCCUUACAACUGCCCAAAGGCAAGACUUGAGAUGUCCUUGUGAAACGAUUUUAUUUACAGUAAUUUAUCGUCUGAAAGGAUUUGUGAUCCAUUUAAAUAAGGUUAUUUGUAUAUGCAAUUAACAAGACUGUUGAUAAGGUUUUUGUUUUUUUCCCAGGAGCGCUCUCCUGCUGUUGAGGUGUACACUGUCAAAGGGCCUGAGUUAGAGCCUCAACUCUUAUCGGGAAUACAACAUGGCUUCUGAGCUGAGCUGUGAUUGGUCCUGGUAGUUUUUGCUUCGUUCCAUGUGCAACGGCGGUAGUGGACAGAAAAUGGCUGACUCAUUGUUUUCUGUUUCUGAUGAUGUGAGCAGAAUUCCCUUGUAUAUGGAAAGUUUAAAGUGCCCUCAUGAGUGUAAUAUUUGUUGUAGUAUUACUUUAUGACAGUUUUUAUUUUAUUUCUGUAGAUGGUCCAACUUGAACUGUAGAAAUUACUUUUUAAUGUUAUGAUUAAUAUUUGGCAAAAGGAGCAGAGUCUCCGUCAGCCUCUAUUUGUCUAAAGCUAAUGUGAAACCGAACAGCAUCCCAUAAUUAUUAUUAAAAUAGUUUGUGUGUGUCGGUAUGUGAAAAGCAAAAUGAUCACUUGCAAGCAUGCAAGGUCUUCAAAAACAAAGUGCAAGCUGGGAAAAUGAUUUGUUUCCUCACCACUUUACUACUGUAAUGCAAGUGAACGGAUGUGGUGUGGACUGUAUCUGUGUGGCUGUUCACCUGCGAAUCACUGGCCUUACCUGUGUCGUACAUGUGCUACCUAUGAAACAAACAAAAACAUUUACUGCAGGUCAUUCUGCUGGAUGUGUUGAGCACAAAGCUUUGGACCCGUUUCUUCCUCCUGUUCUCUGUGUUUUUGGGUCAAUUGUGUCCAAGCUUUUGUUGCUCUGUUGUCAUCGAGCCUUCUGGAAAAAGCCUUAAACGUCAAAGUAGUUCUUCUACUUAAUACUUCACUGACUUUCUCUGCCAGGAGCUUAAGUAUGGCAUUGUUUUUCCCUUAGCUUUUGGUCAUUUGAAAUUUGUUAAAACUGCACUGUCAGAUCUUAGGGCAUUGUUAAUAUGUAUAGGCAGUCAGAUUAGGUGAUUAUUUUUACCCUUUAAUUGGAAAUAUUAGGGUGAAACCUGUUCAUAAAUCACCUGUUCUGCUGCCUUAAAUGUUGCCUAACUAUCAAGGAUUUAAGAUGAUUUUAAGAGUAAAUAUAAAUAGUAUGUAUUUAGCAGAAUUAAUAGAUAUGUAGAUCAGGGCUGUAGCAGUUAUCUUAAAGUAUUUGGACUGUGUUUUAGUUGUUAUACUUAUAAUUAAAUAUCCUGAUAUAGUUUAAUUUAUUUCUUUGGACCACUGCAUCCUGAAGCCAUAGGUGAUUUCACAUUAGGUGCCAUAGGUGACACACAUUGAUGAUGCAGACCGUGAAAAACAGAUUCAGCAAAGGUUUGCAUCUGUGCUUUAAUAUUACACAAACACCCAGUGCGUUUCCCUGUAGAGACAGAAAAUGGCGUCACGAUGAGGUGUCAGUCGUCUUUAGAGGAAAGACAGCUGAUGUGGAAAAACCGUACCAUUUCUGAAUUCUGCUCUUCAUACUUGACAGCAGUUUAUUAUUUUUCCUGGCUCUUGUUUUUGACGUGCCUGCCCCUUGAAGCUGCUAUUGAAUUUAAUCUUAACACACACUACUAUGAUUUGUGUGUGUUUGUGUGCGUGUGUAUAUGUGUGUGAAUAGUAAUGAUGUAUGGGCUGUUAAUCGGUGAAAAACAAUGGGAUGGGUGAAAGAAGGGCGCCUCUCUAAUUCUGUCAACAUGGCUGUCAUUGGAUUCUACCAGGAGAUGACUGUACAUGUGAUUACUGAGCGGUGUUAGGGUGGUGGUGGUUCCCUCGUGUCCGUCUCUUCACCUCAACAAGAACAGACACUGAGUGAGAACGAUGAACCAUGUGACCCACCUGUCCUCUUCAUGUUGAACUGCCUCGUUACAGCCCGACACAGUCAGGUUCUACACUUUCAUAUGAAGUGCCUCCACUGGGCUUAGUAUGGAGAAACGUGUGUGCACGCGCACAUGGGUGCGAGUGUGUGUGUGUGUGUGUGUGUGUUUGUUUGUUGAGCUUGGGUACUUGCACACGGGUGUGCACGAAGUUAAUCUCUGAUGGGGGACCAAGCUACUUAGUGUAACUACUGAUACUGUGUCAUGGACUGAAGUCCUGAAGUGUGCCACGAUUCCUCGACACUGUCGGGAUGUGUGAACUGUUUGCUGCUGACUCACUGACCAAAGUGACCAAGCGUUCCUCUCUGUAAACCCCUCCCCCCUUUCCCUCUCCCAGUCAAAAGCCUCAGCAGGCUUUUCAUGGGAACUUAUUAUGUUCUAACAGUAAUAAGCAACAAGCUGGUGACAUAAAGAAGAGCUGCUACCCUCAUUUACUGGUCAAAGAAGUUGUGAAGUAAAAACUAUAAAGGUGUGAAGAGAGCAUGAAGAAAUCUAAAGAGAGUGAUUCCUGCCUGCACAGAAAAAAACCCAUUUGGUUCUGUUAAUCACCAAUGAUUACGAUAAUCGAAGGAAAUUAAGUUCUGUAAUUUGAGGUUAUGAAUAUUUUCCGGGAUCAUUAUCAGAAAGAACUCUGGAACAGAGCAACGUCUGCCAACAUUUGCAUUCUCACGUACCUGACAUUCCGGACAAUCUGUGACGAUGUUCGAACGUUAGUCCACGCCUGUAAACAUAUUUUGACACUAAAAAGAACAUCUUUGAUUUCUGGACUAAGCAAAAAUAUCUGAGGACAUUGUCAUCUUGAGUUUUGAAAAAUACAGAAGUGUUUCUCUAUCUGAUAAUAAUCAAUAAUGGAAAUAAUUUUAAGUUGCAGAACUUGAUUUGUUGUCCGCAUGCACUGUGAGAGGUGUUGUGGGACAACACAGGUGGUUUUAUUAGGUGCAGGUUUGUGACCACUCACUGUAGAUUUAUUUGGACUCCAGCAGUGGUGGAGGGGGGUUACUGUCUCUACUUUGUGAAAAUGUGAUAUUCCAGUUUUGCCUAACCUUCAGGAAUAAAAUGUCUUGCACAAACAUUCCCCACCCCCCAACCAAAAUAAAGUUUGCAAACACAGUG